Messenger RNA from Helianthus annuus (common sunflower), 1304 nucleotides. Its product is annotated as protein DMR6-LIKE OXYGENASE 2. The record is from RefSeq and is a predicted model, not a curated record. The transcript is spliced from 2 exons. Bases 81 to 1121 code for a protein of 346 amino acids. NCBI's taxonomy places the organism in Eukaryota, Viridiplantae, Streptophyta, Magnoliopsida, Asterales, Asteraceae.
CUCAUACUCCCUCACUUCAUGUUUAUAAAUAACUCCACCAUCCUCACCUUAACCUCACAUCCUCAAACCAACAAACAACAAUGGCAACAAUCACCAAACGAUUACUCCUAAGCGACCUUGUAUCCACCGAUAAAAUAGACCAAGUCCCUUCAAACUACAUCCGACCCAUCACCCAACGUCCCAAUCUACAAUCCGUUGUUCGCGACUCCAUCCCUCUAAUAGACCUCCACAACCUCUUCGGCCCGAACCGCGGUCAAGUCAUCGACCAAAUCGGUCGAGCCUGCCGCGACUAUGGCUUCUUCCAAGUCAAAAACCAUAGCGUCCCCGAACUUACAAUAUCCAACAUGAUGCAAACCGCUAGAGACUUCUUCAACCUACCCGAACAAGAACGACUCAAAAACUAUUCAGACGACCCCCAAAAAACCACUAGGCUCUCCACCAGCUUCAACAUUCGAACCGAAAAGGUUGCUAACUGGAGAGAUUACUUGCGUCUUCAUUGCUACCCGAUUGAAAACUUUGUUCACGAAUGGCCAACUAACCCGACGUCGUUUCGGGCCCAUGUGGCGGAGUAUUGUACGAGUGUAAGAGGGUUAGCGGUGCAGCUUAUUGAGGCGAUUUCGGAGAGUUUGGGGCUUGAGAAGGAGUAUAUAGGGAGGCAAUUGGGGAAGCAUGCUCAACAUAUGGCUUUGAAUUACUACCCGCCUUGCCCGCAACCCGAUUUGACUUAUGGGUUGCCUGGACAUACUGAUCUUAAUCUUAUUACUAUUCUUCUUCAAGAUCAGGUUCCUGGGCUUCAGGUCUUGAGAAAUGGUCAUUGGGUUGCGGUUGAUCCGGUUCCGAAUACGUUUAUUAUUAAUAUUGGUGAUCAAAUUCAGGUAAUGAGCAAUGAUAAAUACAAGAGUGUGUUGCAUCGAGCUGUGGUGAACUGUGAUAAAGAACGGAUAUCUAUACCUACUUUCUAUUGCCCGUCACCUGAGGCGGUUAUCGGUCCUGCUCCGGAACUCGUGACCGACGAUGAGCCUGCUGUGUACAGACAGUUUACAUACGGGGAAUACUAUGAGAAGUUUUGGAACAGGGGGCUUGCAACCGAGAGUUGCUUGGAUAUGUUCAUGGCUACUUGAUUAGUCUACAUCAUUUGUCUGACCACGCUUGGAUAAAUGUGUUAAAUCCGGUUUUUAAGUUUGUGUGUUUUUUGUAGGUAGCGUAUCCUUGUUAUAAGGUUUCUUUAAUAAACUUAGUUUGUAAUUUCUGUAGAUCAAGAAUGUAGUUUAUGAAGCAUGAAUGAAUGAAUAAUCACCAAAUUA